AUGGAGACCUCCUCACAGAGUACAGCUGGCAGAGGAUUGUGGAACAACCCCAGAGUCACCCAGUGCAGCAAGGAGGCCCAGGACAUGCUGAGACUGAUGAAGCAGGAAUCAAGACUCACCAACCUCCAGAGGAAAGAGGCCAACAAACAUCCGAAGAGCGAGUUUAAAAGAGAUAGGGCAGCUUUGCCUCUGACCUCUGAUCCCCCGCUGUCAAGUCCUCCCAAUAAAUCUGUCCAGAAACGACUGCCAGGCCUUUCUCAGAAACGCAGUGCUGAAUCUUGUCGGUCCGGGAACAGCUACGAGAGAGAAAAGUUCUGUCCUGGUCCCACACGAGACUUGGAGAAAGAGAAAAGGAGGCUUCAGAACAUCUUAGCAACAGGAAAAGAAGAGGCCUCAGCUGCAUCUUCUCAAAAAGCUGCUACAUGUCGUGACCCAGAGGUGUCAGAGGAAGAGGAUCGGUAUCAGGAAGUUCUGAAUGAAAUAGAAGAGAGAAGACAGUUCCUGGCAGAUAUGGCCUCACUGGGUCAGGAGAUGAACUAUAUCAGCAUUAUCAACACCGAGAUAUCACAGAAAAUCCGAGAAUUGGAGGCGUUGGAAAAGGCCCACAGUUCCAAGUAGUAUGUACUGAUGGAGUGGAGAACAGACGACAGAAGCUGUGGCGGCAGAGAAGACUGACUGGACAUGUUGUCAGGUUCUUUAAACUCUUCACCUGGAAGCCUUGGAUACCUUCAGUCAAAACUAUUCAGCACAGGCCUUUGAAUGUGAGGAGUUAAGUGUGAAAUUUUGAGCGUCAUGUCUGCAGAGAGGCUACAACCUCAAUUUCCGCUUUGUGCUUCAACAGUAUAGCAGUGAAAACAACAAACAUGAUCUACUUGCAUGAACAUAUUUUAUUCCUCUGCCUUCCAGUGUCAGUAUUUUAUAUAAUCCUGCUGCUGUUUUAGGACAAUGUUAGCUGAAAAAAAGUGUGGUGCUACAGAAGCCCUUGGUUUCAGCCAGACAGGAAGACAGGCACAGAGCAGACAAAUACAUAACCUAGAUGACAAAACAGGAACAGGAUGAGUAAACUUACAGACAUUAGCUUUAGCUGAACAGAUGAUGUUCAUCCA
Stegastes partitus (bicolor damselfish) is the source of this 1106-nucleotide messenger RNA. It is a transcript of the gene cunh22orf23, whose product is annotated as chromosome unknown C22orf23 homolog. The transcript has 6 exons. Bases 1 to 618 code for a protein of 205 amino acids. NCBI's taxonomy places the organism in Eukaryota, Metazoa, Chordata, Actinopteri, Pomacentridae. The record is from RefSeq and is a predicted model, not a curated record.